AUGUCCUCUAUAAAACUGCUUGAUGGAAAGCCCAGCUUUGAUGACACUGACUCUGAAGAUAAGCUAGACUCAAAGAAGACCUUUAGUUCAUGUAGUUUGAGAAGUGCAGAGUCCUUCCAUUGGUUCAGGGAGUCUGAGAGUUUAACAGGUCUUCAAGCCUUGCUUCAUCUGUUCAAAGCAAAUAUCGGCACAGGUCUUCUGGGGCUGCCCCUGGCCAUCAAGAAUGCAGGCAUCAUAGAUGCAACGGUCCUUUGUGGACUAUGGAGACUCUGUGAUGUAUGGGAUGGAAGCCAGUCCCUUCUUCUGGCUUAAGAGUCAUUCUACCUGGGCAAGUUGCUUCAUCUCAUCAUCAGCCCCAUGACAGCCCCUGACACUGAGCACACUGUGCACAGAGCUUGUGCCAAAGUUGGCAGCUGCACCAGGCAUUUAUCUUUUAGAUUAUAUGGCAAGAUAACCAAGUUGCUCCUUGGACUUAUGCUUCAUAAUCAGAACAGAGCUAUUGAUCUGGGAUAUUCUUCAAAGCUCUCUUCCUGCAUUGUAGAACUUGCUGAUAACCUCCAUGGAACUUGUGAGCGUGAUGUACCCAUGAGCUUGGGGCAUCUCGUGAGGUCUUUGCUAAUCAUUACUCAGCUGGGUUUCUGCAGUGUGUAUUUUUUGUUUCUGGCUGACCACUUUAAGCAGAUGGCAGAAACCUCUUCCAUCAGCCACUCCUGCAAGCAAAAUGAGUCAGCAAUGAUGGAGACACUACCUUCUCUUAAUUUGCACCUCUACAUGCUUACCUUUCUACCCUUUGUGAUCCUUCUGGUCUUUUUCCAUAACCUCCUAAUGCUGGCCAUCUUCUCCACUGUGGGCAACAUUGCCAUCCUGGCAGCCGUGACCUUGAUCUUCAGCUACCUUAUCCAGGACCUACCAAAUCCUAAGAACCUGCCUUGGUCAGCAAAUUGGCAGUCAUACACCCUGUUCUUUGGGUCAGCCAUAUUUUCGCUUGAAGGCAUUGGCGUGAUUCUCCCUAUUGAAAACCAAAUGAAGUUUCCUGGUCAUUAUACUGUGGUCCUGUACUUGGGGAUGCCCAUCAUCAUCGUUCUUUAUGUCACCCUGGGGACCUUGGGCUACUUGAAAUUUGGAGAAAACGUUCAGGCCAACAUUAUCCUCAACCUGCCCAAUUGUUGGUUAUAUCAGUCUGUCAAGCUACUCUACUCCAUUGGAAUUUUUUUCACCUAUGCCCUGCAGUUCUAUGUCCCUACAAAGAUCAUCAUCCCUAUUGUCAUCUCCUGGGUACCAGAACAAUGGGAAUUAUUGGUUGACUUGUCUGUUCGUGCCCUCAUGGUCUGUAUUACAUAUAUAGUUGCUAUGCUGAUCCCCCAUAUGGAGUUGGUCAUUGCACUGUUGGGUUCUGCAAGUUGUACUGCCCUGGCUCUGAUCAUCCCACCACUCCUGGAGAUCUGUACCUAUUACUUGGAUGGCAUAAGCUCUUUCACCAUUAUUAAGGAUUUAUUUAUUAGUACUGUGGGAAUUCUUGGGUGUAUAAUGGGAACCUACCAAUCCUUCUAUGAACUAAUUCACCUAAGCUUUUUCAGUUCUCCACAAAAUUCCACCAGAGCCUUUGAGUAA
Gracilinanus agilis (Agile Gracile Mouse Opossum) is the source of this 1611-nucleotide messenger RNA. RefSeq names its product proton-coupled amino acid transporter 1-like. Gene Ontology annotation, molecular function: L-proline transmembrane transporter activity; glycine transmembrane transporter activity; L-alanine transmembrane transporter activity. The record is from RefSeq and is a predicted model, not a curated record. Lineage: Eukaryota; Metazoa; Chordata; Mammalia; Didelphimorphia; Didelphidae. Gene Ontology annotation, biological process: glycine transport; L-alanine transport; proton transmembrane transport. Gene Ontology annotation, cellular component: vacuolar membrane. The transcript has 11 exons.